This is a messenger RNA of Folsomia candida, 1885 nucleotides long. RefSeq names its product zinc finger protein SNAI2. The transcript has 3 exons. Lineage: Eukaryota; Metazoa; Arthropoda; Collembola; Entomobryomorpha; Isotomidae. Gene Ontology annotation, molecular function: DNA-binding transcription factor activity, RNA polymerase II-specific; RNA polymerase II cis-regulatory region sequence-specific DNA binding. Gene Ontology annotation, biological process: regulation of DNA-templated transcription. The coding region runs from base 158 to 1546 and encodes 462 amino acids. The record is from RefSeq and is a predicted model, not a curated record.
GGACUUUUGGCUCAGUCCGUGCCUCGCACGCAUCCAGUAAAGACGUCAGACGUACUAUACACACACAUUUAUUCAAAGUCUCACCCUGCCUCGUCAUCCAACAUAUCAUCAUCUUGUGACUUGUGUCAACAGUUUCAGUGACAAAAAUUUAUUCGAAAUGCCACUUGGCGUAAUGAAGCGGCCUUCGAGCUACAGCCACUGUCCUCUCAAAAAGAGGCCACUCAAAUAUGAUCCUCUGGAAGACUCCAAUUCGGAUUCCGACCUAUCCUUCAAAGGUCCGUCUCCGUCCCUUCCAAUGGAUUUAUCAGAGCCAGAAAAUUUGUCCACCAAACCAGAAGAUCUGCGAGUAACCAAUACUCAGAAAACUAUCCUCACGUCAUCACCACCUCCACCACUUUCUUUAAUUGCUGGUAGAGGUGACAGUUACUCAGCAGCUCAUCAACAGUUUCGUCAAUCAGAAUCUGUUCAAUUUGAGCCCAAAAUGAUUUCACCAUCUCAUUAUCAAGCUCAUUAUCAAGUAAAAUCCUCCUCCUCCUCAACUACCAGUGGCCCCCUUGGACCUCUUAACCUAAAUGCUCCUGCUGCAUGGUCCAAGAUAAACUAUGUGCCUACAAUGCCUCUCAAUUAUGUUCCUGCUACAAAGUCAGUUGGAAUUUUUAGUCCUUCCGUGCCCAGAUCGUCCACCCAGCAAAAUAUUGGACAAUUCUUACCCCCAUCUCAUUUCACCCCAUCUUCAGGGAAUAAUUUUAGAGAACCAGGGUCACCUCCCCACAUCUCACCCCCACUCAGCCAUGAGCCAGCCUACCCCGUUUUAAGAAUUGAGGAGCACAACAAUAAGUCCAGAUACAUGGAUGACAUCAAGACUUUCCCUCAAAAUCAACACCAUCAAAUUAAGCAAGAGAGCUACUACCACCAAACCACUGAAUCUCCUCCUCCGUACUACAACAACAACAGCUAUCACCACCACCACCAUCAACUUUCCCCACCAAGUCGCUCACCAAUUUCGCAUCCUGAUUCCGUACUCAACACGAAAGAGUCGAAUAACCAAGAAAAAAUGGCCAACGCCACAGCAAUUGUUCCCAUAAAUGUGAAUGGGAGUGUUCGUUACCAGUGUCCCGAUUGCAACAAGUCCUACUCCACCCAUGCUGGGCUUCACAAACAUAUGCAAUUCCAUUGUGCAAGUCAGAAUAAGAAGUCAUUCGUUUGCAAAUUUUGCGAAAAAGUGUACGUCUCUUUGGGAGCCCUUAAAAUGCAUGAGCGAAGUCAUACUAAACCAAACUGUUGUGGCCUUUGUAACAAACGGUUCUCAAGACCAUGGCUUUUACAAGGCCAUAUCCGCACCCACACUGGUGAGAAACCCUUCAUUUGUCACCAUUGCAAUCGAGCUUUUGCUGACCGGUCUAACCUUCGUGCCCAUCUCCAAACGCAUUCGGACGUGAAGAAGUACUCCUGUAAAUCCUGCUCCAAAACUUUCUCCCGAAUGUCUCUGCUCACCAAACAUGAGGAAGGUGGAUGCUCCAACUGCAUUCUGAGCAAUUCCGACUAAAAUCUCAUCAUCGCCGUAAUAAUAAUAAGAAUAAUAUUAAUUAUGACGAUACGACAGAGAAAUUGCCUCCUUCUCUCUCUCUCUGCUGCACCCAGUGUUCAAUACCAAUUAUUUUUUAUUCUGUAAAAGUACAACUUGUGCCAUUGGUUGGUGUUAUAGUUAAAAGAGAUUUCGAGUCACUAAAUAAUGUAAAAACAUUCGCUUAUUCUUUUACACAUUUGAUAUACAAAGAAUAGCUCAUAUUUAGAGAUUAUUAAUGAGAUUAAAUAGUUUGUGAAUUAUUUAAAUAGCUCCGUUUGUGUUUUGUUUGACGCAUUUAAUAAAACAACAAAAACAAUA